This is a messenger RNA of Elephantulus edwardii (Cape elephant shrew), 495 nucleotides long. Its product is annotated as peptidyl-prolyl cis-trans isomerase A-like. The coding region runs from base 1 to 495 and encodes 164 amino acids. Gene Ontology annotation, biological process: protein peptidyl-prolyl isomerization. The record is from RefSeq and is a predicted model, not a curated record. The transcript has a single exon. Gene Ontology annotation, molecular function: peptidyl-prolyl cis-trans isomerase activity. NCBI's taxonomy places the organism in Eukaryota, Metazoa, Chordata, Mammalia, Macroscelidea, Macroscelididae.
AUGGUCAAUCCCACUAUGUACUUCAACAUCACCAUCCAAGGCAAACUUUUCGGCUGUAUCUCCUUCGAGCUGUUUGCAGAUAAAUUCCCAAAGACAACAGAAAACUUCCAUGCUCUGAGUACUGGGGAGAAAGGGUUUGGUUACAAGGGUUCUCGUUUUCACAGAAUCCGUCCUGGGUUUACGUGCCAGGGUGGUGACUUCACAUGCCAUAGCAGUACUGGUGGCAAGUCCAUAUAUGGGGAGGAAUUUGAUGGUGAGAACUUCAUCCUGAAGCACAUAGUUUCUGGCAACCUGUCCAUGGCAAAUGCUGGACCCUAUACAAAUGAUUCUCAGCCUUUUAUCUGUACUGCUAAGAUUGCAUGGUUGGAUGGCAAGCAUGUAGUCUUGGGCAAGGUGAAAGAAGGCUUGAACAUUAUGGAAGCCUUGGAGCGGUUUGGGUCCAGGAAUGACAAGAACAGCAAGAAGAUCGCCAUUGCUGACUGUGGACAACUCUAA